AUGAAUUUCGAGUUUACGGAGAAUGGAUGGGAUGAUUUUCAAUAUUGGAUCGAGACGGAUAUAGAAAUUGUCGCAAAGAUCAAGGAGCUUUUAAAAGAAAUCAAAAAGACACCAUUCCAGGGGCUUGGUAAACCGGAGCCACUUAAAUAUGAUUUAAAAGGCUUUUGGUCGAGAAGAAUCACCGGCGAACACCGCCUUGUUUAUAAAGUGGAGGUAUUCGCUGCUACAGACAAUGACAAGAAAGUUAUCGGAUCGAUGAACGACAUGAUAUAUCAACUCAAAGUUGCAGUUGAACUUAGGGUGGCCGGUCUGAAAAACACGACGGAUACAGAUGCAGCA
Molecule: messenger RNA, 339 nt
Organism: Ostertagia ostertagi
Lineage: Eukaryota; Metazoa; Nematoda; Chromadorea; Rhabditida; Trichostrongylidae
Source: the annotation of a GenBank genome assembly